Molecule: messenger RNA, 1138 nt
Organism: Oncorhynchus mykiss (rainbow trout)
Lineage: Eukaryota; Metazoa; Chordata; Actinopteri; Salmoniformes; Salmonidae
Source: RefSeq, a predicted model, not a curated record
AUGGUGAAAACGCGCAGCCGGCUCCACUCUUGGGGAGGCUCGCUGGAGGAGGCCUUUGAGCAGUGUGCCAUGGCAACGUUUGGGUACAUUGACACAGUGAUUACACAGAAUCUCUUCCACUUCCUUGAUGACUGGUUAUUCAAAUUCAGUGCAGAUAUUUUCUUUAUUCCCAGAGAAGUAAAAGUUUGCACAUUUAAAAUCCGCUCUAUUGGGUGGGGAGAAGAGUUCAGCUUGGUCAAGCAUCCACAGGGGACAGAGGUGAAGGCCAUCACUUACUCAGCCAUGCAGGUCCAUGACAUCGACAAGCCUGAGAUCUUUGCCAUCGAUAUCUGACGAUUUUCUACAGAGCAGCUGUCUGACGGGAACAGGACUAUCAGAGCAUGCCUGUGUGAAUGGACAUUGGAUUAAGGGCAACCGCAUGGGUUUUGAUAAUGAGCUUGUGAAGUGUGAUGUUUUCCCCGUCAGAAAGCAAACCUGGUCCUAAUACAUGCUGAUUAUAGCUGCUCAUACUAAUCUAGCCGUCUGACUAGAGUUUACUGAGGAAUGCCAAUAAUUAAGAUUUUUGUUAGAAUUUUUAUGUAUCCCAAAUUAAUCUCUGAAUUUUCAAGACGAGACAGAAUCAUCACAAUAAAUCCAGUUUGCCUACUACUAGGGAACUUAAACAUGAACGUAUACCCCUUCUUGUUGACUAAUAAAUAUUUUUGGUAUUAUGUUCUGUGUUUUUUACAGGUUGAUAUUUAUUUACGCAUUUCAAUUGCCACCUCUCAGUGGUACAGAUACUUAAAGGAUUCAUGCUGGGCACUACUCAUUGUAAAUAGUCAAAUCACAAGUGAUAUUUGGAUACUUUAGUUAAAUAAGUAUAUCUGUUUGCAAUUAAGCAAUUCGUUUUAUAAUAAAAAUAUUUUCCACACUACAAGGUGCAUGUUUUCAGUCAUUUCAGUCUGCUGGUGCUUGGGAUCACAACCGUGUGAGGUAAACGACAUGCUAAAAUACCCUUGAGAGAGGUUAGUAAAACAUGGUUGUUGCCUAUUUUGGCAUUUAACAGGCUUCUUUCUAUAUGAGUGUGUUAUCCAAUCAAUGGUAUUGUGUUGCUAGAUAUUUAAAGAACUUAACAUGUUUAUUUAUCUGUAUCUAAGCA